This is a messenger RNA of Colletes gigas, 6302 nucleotides long. RefSeq lists its product as uncharacterized. The transcript has 7 exons. The record is from RefSeq and is a predicted model, not a curated record. Lineage: Eukaryota; Metazoa; Arthropoda; Insecta; Hymenoptera; Colletidae. The coding region runs from base 861 to 4460 and encodes 1199 amino acids.
CGCCAGUGUGCCGCACACCAGCGCAGCAUUCGCUUCCGUUUCCAUCGAGCGACCAUACGGAGCCAUGCUGCUCGACGCUGGUUGACUCGCGACUCCCAAUCGGGAGGAAGAUCGCCGAUCGGAAGUGUCCGUCCGCGGGAUUAACGUCGGUGAUACGUUUUGAACGCCCCGAGCGAAACCGAUUCGUGUUACCAGUGGCUUCGAUCGAUCCCCCGGACUGAUUCCAUUAAAUAUCCGCCAUUUUGUUUAUGGGGAAACAUGAUUUUCAUCGAGGCCGAACGAUCGUCGCGCGAUUUCGAAUUCUUUUCGAACCCAGGGAGACUCGAUGAUCCCCGUGGUUCGGAUUGGCUGCUGGUGUCACGUGAUUAUUGAACGUGAUAGGGGAAAAAUGGAAAUUAGAGAAGAGCUAGGAAAUUGGGAACUUGUCUCUGUCCGCGAACGCCGGCCAAUGGGCUACGUCCGCCAGUAAACGUUCUCCUCUGCUCCAUCCCCCUCUGUACCCCGGUCCUCGUGUCAAUCGCAGUCGUUCUCGAGGCAUCGCGUGCGCCAGAUUAUCCGGGCACAUCCUCGUUUUAUCCGGUGCGUUAUCACUCGCGUUACGUUUACCCUGAAACUGAUAACGGCGGGAGAAAGGACGCGAAGAUCGACCGCUGGCCGCGAAAGCCAUUAGCGUAAUCGCCUCACCUCGAGACCAGUGUCGCGGGAAUUUUCUUACGCGCGAGGACAGAGACGAGAAACUAGUGCUCGUAGUGAAUCGGGGUGCAGGAGGUGGUCGUCCUUGGUAGCGUGGGUGAGGAAAAGAGGACUCUGAAACUGCGUCGGUGGCGACGGUGUGACUUAGAGGGCGCGGAAGGGGAGAAAUGCAGUGGCGUCGGCAGCGAAGGAUCACCCACGUGAUCGGCUCCUCCAAUCACGUUCUACUAUUAGCGAGGUACCAAGACGCUCCGCCCGGCGAGGAAGACGAGGAGGAAGGAUUGCGAAACGGUUACGUGAAGGACCAGGAUAAUGACACGAGCGGCCAUAGUUUCAAUCGGAAUGGCCAGGGCACCUACAAGUCGAAGAGGACGGGGAACGUGGGCGGUAGCGGUUACGCGGGGGGGACCAGGUCCCACAAGGAGGAUUCUUCGGGGUCGCCGUCGCAGCCCAAGAUCAUCUUCAACGAGGACGAGUACGCGAAAAUCACGACGCCCAGGCAGGACAUGCUGUUCAAGAAGGGCUACCUAUCGCGCAGAAAGCUCUGGGCGAGCAACGCGAGCACCAGCGCCACACCCUCGACCACCGAGAGCCAAUCAGCUUCGCACUCCACCGCAGGUAGAGGUAUAGAUGGUAGCGAAACGACUGAGGAUCAGCUGUUGGACAGAGACUACAGUACCGGAGAAUAUCCACCGAUGAUGAAGUCCGGGGCGCACGUGACCUACGGAAGAUUCUACGACCACAAUAGUGGCUACUACUACGAGUACCCGGUAAUGUUGCUUGGCCCUGCACCAGUUCCAGCGCAGGUCGGACCAAAUAUCCUAGCAGCUGUACCUUGUGAUCCCGUGCCUCUGAGGCCGAUAGAAUGGAUCAAUCCUGCCUUUAUGCCUAAACUACCUGGACAACACUACUGCAUGAUGGAUUACCAGAGCGAGCAAAGCACAAAGGACUCGACCCUGGCGAUGGAACAGGAUAGCACGUUAUUGCCGGUAGAGAACACGAACGGUAUGUGCAACGAGAGCGGUACAUGGAGCGCGAGCUGCAGCGAAAGCGUGGCGGGCGAGACGGAGAAGCAACCGGCGGAGAUCGACGCGGCGACGAAGGAUCAGACCGACGAGCACCAGAUGGAGGAGCAGAUGGAGUACCAAGUGGAGGAGCAGCCUUUGGAGAACGGUUUCAACGGUGAACAGUACCUGGAGCCGGUCCUGAUGCAGCAACCGAUGCACGUCUCGCACGUGAUACCCGUGCCGCAACCGUACAUGUACCCCGGCCAUUACAUGUUCGGUCCUCCCUUGGUCAACCUGAACGGUGUUACAAUACAGGGCGGGCCUAUGAUCAGAAUUACGGGCGUGGCGGCUAUGUCGACGACCUAUACCAACCGAAAAAAGAAAAAAAAGGGAAGAAACCAGAGAAGAUUAGCUGUGGGUAACACGGAGGACGAAGAGGAGGCAGAAUACAGCUCCGAAUAUGAUACUGGUGUACUGUCUUCCCGGCUGUCCAGGACAGCGUGUUCAACUUCGACAACAGCCACCAAUCGGCCGCUGAACCCUCAAAGCCAGGAGUUCCAGUUGCAGCCAGUGAAGCUGGACGCCUCGACGUCCGCUACGCCGACGUCCGCCACCUCGUCGACCUCCGGUGAGGGUUCAGCCAUGAAUCAGUCGAGCACGUUGUCGUCAGAGACGGCGUCGAUCGACCAGAACGAAAAGACGUGCAACGGUGUCGAUUGCGACAACCAGAAGCAGGAGGACGAGCAGCUGACGGACAGCAAUUCCGACCAAGCAUCGGGAUCGCUGUCGGAGAAGAACGAACCGACGUUGCACGACGCUGAUCCUGACACGGAAACGAACGGAUUGACGUGUUGCCUCGCCGAGAAGAACGACAUUCUGCCGGUCGACGAGCUGGUCGAGGUCGAGUCUCCGUGCGUUAAAGAGGCAGCGAGUGCGAACGAGUCGCGCGAACGAUUGACGGACGAAGCGAUGAACGGGGUCGAGGAGACCCUGGUGAACGGGAAAUUGAACUCGAGCAACGAGAUAAUGCUGACGAAAUCAUCGUCUUCGUGCAACGACGAGAAAACGUCCAAGACUGUACCGAAGGAGGAGCUGGAGAACCACGAAUCCUUGUCGAACAUCAAACUGCCAAAGAGGAAGUACAGCGCGAAGGGUACGAAGUUCGUGAGAGAGCCAACGCCUGGGCCCGACCUGGACAACACCGCCGAGCAACCGGAGAACGCGCCGACGAACGAGAAAGCGAUGAACGAUCUGACCCAGAGCCUGAACGGCGUGAACCUGUCCAACGACUCGUCGCUGAAGACGGAGUCGACGCUCGACUCCAGCGACAAGAUCGACGUGUCGAGCAACUUCGCGUCGGAGAACGCGAGCAAUCAUCGAAGCAAGGACGACCACGUCGAGGCGAUGAACGAGGACUCCGGUUUCGAAAGCCAGACACGGGUGUCGGACUUCCCGAUCACGAAGGCGGUGACGGAGUGGCUGCGAAGAGCGAACUCGCCCGACGUAUUCAUCACGAACGUGUCGAAUACGGACAACGAGACGGAGGACGAGGACGAGGUGGACGAACAGCCGCCAAAAAACUUGCAAGGCAACCCCAUGCCUGCACUAUCUGCUAAUAGCGGCGCAGACAAUGCGGUAUUGUCGCGUGCGACUAGCUACGGCGAAUUCGCAAGGAUCAGCAACGUCAAGGGCCAGGAGCAGGAGGCCAGCAACGGCGGUUUGAGGAAGAAGAGGGACGCGAAGAAACGGUCUGGGGAACGGAGACGGGUCAGGCACGUCGAGGGCAAGCUGGAGAACGAGGCCAUGUCGUCGUCGGAUUCCUGCGGACAGCGUGAGGUCCCCGCGAACGCCGCGAGAAGGAAGAACAACCCAACGAAACAGCAGGACGUUGGUGACGUUUGCGAAUUUACUGAGACGGAUAGCGUUGCGGGUAUGAGGGUUGCUUCAAGCUCUCGGAUGACGGACUCGAAGAGGGUCAAUGCAAGGCGAACGAAAAGACAAGGUAGAUCCGGCAAGGAUCCCGCGAUUAUCGAUACGAAGAUACGACGCAUAGAUGACGUGGACGACGAGAACGACGAGGGUAUCGUGAAGGACGUGGUCAAGACGUACGAGAAGGGGACGAUCAUCGUGUUGGAUGACGGGAAGUUGUUGACGACUUCCAGAAACGAUGCUUUCACGACCGAGAAAACGACCAGCAACGACGGGGCGAGAGAGACGGCUAAUAAGACGGAGAGCAAGAGACGGAACGACGACGAGAAAGGUAGGAGGAUGAAUUCCUUGAGCAGCAUAGAGGAGCCUGACGUGUUGGAGUGCUGGGAAGCCGAAACGAUUGAACCUGUGAUAACCCCGAAGAGGAUGCUGCAAUGUCGAGGAGUAUCGUGCGAGGGCGAGGCCGCCGAAGAGGACAACAUCGUCGCGAAGAAAGUCAACCUGGAUUACGUGCAGAAGUACUACAGAUUGGCGCGCGGUAGCGCCACCAGCGCGGAGGAGGAGAUAACCUCUAAGGUAAACGUAGAUCCGUCUGCAUCGAAAUCAGUGCCAAAUAAAUCUGAGCAAGUGGAGAUUCUGACGGAGACGGGCGUCCAGGGGGAGAAGAACGACAUACCCAUCGACGAAGCUUUCGAGAUAUACGAGAGCUGUUACACGGGGAAUGACCCGUUUAUGGGCAUCGAUACGAAAGUUUUCAAGUCACGAACGUUAUACGAUCAAGAUGGCGAGGGUCCUAUACCAUGCAGAGGGUUUUGUUGCAACUUUCAAUGAUUGUUGAGAGCCUCGAAUAGGGAUGGGUUUACCGGUUUAUCGGUACCUUGUCGAUAUCGCGUUUAAGUAUCGACAAUAAAAGAAUGUACAAUUCGUUAUGUUCGAUCCAUUUAUUUUCUUAUUCGAUCACGGUAAGAGCAUUUACACGUUUCGGUUGUAAUCGCGUACUACGGUUCGAAAGCAUUUCCCUCGCUAUAUGGAAAAUAUUCGUCCGCUUUGGUCGGGACGAUAAAAGGCCCAAGACUUGUGAGUCACGGGCACGGGAGCUUCCGAUUGGUCGGUGAUUCGUGGCCCGCCAAUGGGGAAACCCCCGCGCCAGGACAAGUGCUGCGCCACCUAUUAUGCAGUUGGCGGCAUUGAAUUUGUCGCGAGUCACUUUCAAUGCCUCCGCGCGAGCAUACUGAUAAGUGCUUUAAAAUACACGUACAAUAUUAUACAAUAAUGUUGUUCGACCACCAAAACAAAGGGUUACAUUUUCUCUUGUGAGGGUGCAUUUUUCAGACAUCUGAAACUAUCGUACGCGACUCUUAACACGUUAAACGUCGAGCUAACUGGGUUCAUAUUUCCGUCUACGCCGCGAGCUCUCAUCGUGGAGAAACAGUGCAUUUGUAAGGAGUUAGCUUAACUCGUUACUAGAUUUUGUUGCUCGUAAAAGUAAAAACAUAAAUGUCAUUGCAAGACGGAUGCAAAAGUGAUUCGAGUUCUAGAAUUCUCAUCAUUAACCAUAAAACUUUCUACAAAACGAGCACUUUGAUUUUAGAGAACUAGCAGACCGAAAAUUUGUCGCAGUAUUUAUUUUUGUAACAUCGCUGAUACUCACGAAUCCUAAUCAAAUUUAUUUCUUUUAACAUUUCAGCUUGAAAAUUGAUUGUUUUAGUCAUCCAUAUCUGUUGAAAUUAAUAACGAGUGCUGACACCCCUACGCUCGUUAGUGUUCUUCGAAAACUAUUGAUUGCUAUAAAAAUCUCAUCGUUGCAUUUCAUGCGACGGCGGUUAACGUAUUAAAGAAAAUAACGCGAAUAAAGUUAUAUGACCUAAUGUAUCGAUGUUUGCGUACGCGGCUAAUGCUCGAACAUUCGAUAGAGGAGACUGACGGUACUGCUGCAUGUUAGUUAUCGAUACGUUUGUCGAUGUAUCGAUGAUGCAAUGUUCGCGUUUAAUAUCGCCGAGUUAUCGAUAUUUUAUCAGUAACUAUGUCGUUAAGCCCAUCUCUAGUCACGAGCAAUUCUCCACAGGGACAAUCGCGUAACAGUACCGAUGUCAAGGCCGUCCUUUUCUGAAUAACGUAUGCCUCUGACGUUGUGCUCAUUGCUGGUAUAGCGCGUAUCGAUGGACAUACACACCACGCAUUCAUUAUUACGUUCUUAAUCGCGUUAAGGAAUCUUGAAAGACAACCCUGUGGAUCGACGUAAGUUGAGAAAUUUACUGACUUAGAGGCAUAUGCUCAAGGGCAGCUGAUGAUGUAGCGGAAGCCUACGUAUUGCUAUUCAUUUUUGUAAAUAGCUUUUAAGAGAUCGUUUGCAAAUCGUGUUUCACGAAAACUUCGGUAAAUUAUUACGUAUGCAUGGAAGCAUAUACGAUAUUUUUUGACGUUAUUGUCAAUAUAACUUGGUGCACAUAUUCUUCUUUUUUUCUUUCUUUCAAAAAAAAACAAACGAAAAAAAAAACCCAACGGUUGUUUCAUUGUAAGUCUCAUUACGAAAAAGUUUCAUUAUUAAGUAUAAUUUUUGAAUGAAUCGAGCUUAUUGAGAUUCGAGUAAUCCGUUCUCUGAAUUAUAAAUACGAUGAAUUGUUAAGUCUGAAACUCUGUGGAAAAGAAUAAACAGAAAAUGAUCGAAGCAUA